This is a messenger RNA of Myxocyprinus asiaticus (Chinese sucker), 1744 nucleotides long. RefSeq names its product general transcription factor II-I repeat domain-containing protein 2A-like. The record is from RefSeq and is a predicted model, not a curated record. Bases 364 to 1503 code for a protein of 379 amino acids. The transcript is spliced from 2 exons. NCBI's taxonomy places the organism in Eukaryota, Metazoa, Chordata, Actinopteri, Cypriniformes, Catostomidae.
GCACAGCAGUCCAUUUUUACCAGGACAAACACCAAGGGUAAAGCUGCAACUAUUGCUUCUUAUUGCGUCAGUCACAUUCUUACAAAACACAAGAAGUCUGUCAAGGAUGGUGAAGUUGUGAAAGAAGCAUUCGCCGAGGCUGCAGAUGCACUAUUUGGUGACUUUAAGAAUAAAAGUGAUAUCAUAGCUGCCAUUAAGAACGUGCAAUUAUCCCGUGGCACUGUUACAUGGCGAUGCGAGGGAAUGGCAGAGGAUGUCGAGGAGCAGUUGAGGAAGGAUAUUGAACGGUGUGAAUGUUUUUCUCUUCAAUUCGACAAGUCGACUGAUGUCAUGGAUGUGGCUCAGCUAUGUGUUUUCAUCUGAAUGGUUUUUGGAGACAUGGGUGCAAAAGAAGAGCUACUCACCAUUUUGCCAUUGAAAGGACACACUAGAGGUGAAGAUAUUUUCCAAGAUUUCAUGGAAUUUGUCAACAAGACCCAAUUACCCCUCUUCAAACUCAUCUCUAUCCAACUGAUGGUGCUCCAGCAAUGGUGGACCGUACUAGCGGGUUCAUUGCAUUGUGCAAACAGAGUGAAAAAAGACUUCCUUAAUUACCACUGUAUAAUCCACCAGCAGGCAUUGUGUGGUAAGAUUUUAAACAUGAAAGAAGAGAUGGAUGUUGAAAUGAAGAUUGUGUGUUCCGUUCGGGCCAGGAGUCUACAGAGAAGGUUAUUACGUGCUCAUUUGGAGGAGACAGGUGCAGAACACACAGACCUGUUGCUGUACACGUUUGUUAGAUGGCUGAGUAGAGGUAAAUUUUUAGCGAAAUUCUCAGAGUUGUUGCCUAAAAUCAAAGAUUUUCUGAAGCUUUCAAAACAUGCAAAAUAUGCCCAGCUAGAGGACUACCAGUGGCUAUUGGAUUUAGCGUUCCUGACCGAUCUCACUGACUUGCUGAAUGAUUUUAAUUUAGAGCUGCAGGGUAAAGAUAAACAUGUAAUUAACAUGAUCAGUUCAGUGAACACAUUUAAAAGCAAGCUACAACUGCUGUCAAGUAGGUUGCAACACAAUGACCUGCGGAACUUUACUCACAUGCAGAUAGAACUUCAGAGUCAGGGCAAAGACUUUGUGCAGCUUGACAGUGCACGUUAUGAGGAGCAAGUUCAGAGCAUCUUGUUCGAAUUUGAGAGGCGCUUUACAGACUUUUCAUCCAUCGAGCCUGAUGCCAGCUAUCUGUGUUUUCCAUUUGGCCCAAGUAUUGAUGUGGAUUGUAUUGCCUCCAAAAUCAUAUCAAUGUUCCACUUGGAUAGCUCUGCUGUUGAGAAUGAGAUUCUCACACUGCAAAAUGACAUUGAGAUCAAAUCCAGGGCAACACCUGGCAUGAAUGGAGAGUUCUGGAACUUACUGCCUGAACAAAAGUACACAUCCUGUGCUUUCAACUUGACAGCACUUUUCGGAUCAACCUAUUUGUGUGAGUGUGCUUUCUCUCACAAGAAAAUCAUCAAGUCAAGUACAGAUUUACAAUGACUGAUGACCACCUUGUGGCCUGCUUAAGGCUUGCGAUCAGCUCCUACUGCCCUGACAAUGAGAAUCUAGCUGCAUCCUCCCAGUGCCAGAGGUCCCACUAAGAUGGAUGCAUCGGACAGGGGGAUGGGGGCUGUGUUGUCACAGGUAGUGGAGGGUGAGGAGCGCCCCAUGCUGUACAUUAGCAGAAAACUCUCGGUAAGAGAGACUAGAUAUAGCAUGAUAGAAAAGGAGUGUCUGGCCA